This is a messenger RNA of Vollenhovia emeryi, 11178 nucleotides long. Its product is annotated as cAMP-regulated phosphoprotein 21. The transcript has 16 exons. Lineage: Eukaryota; Metazoa; Arthropoda; Insecta; Hymenoptera; Formicidae. The coding region runs from base 1736 to 5758 and encodes 1340 amino acids. Gene Ontology annotation, molecular function: nucleic acid binding. The record is from RefSeq and is a predicted model, not a curated record.
CGCCCGUUUCCCUCCUGCCGCGAGGGACCCACGCUUCCGUCUCGCGAAUACCGCGGAGCGCGCGCACGGCACGGCACAGCACACGGAAGAGGAACGCGCGACGGCACCAGAUUCCGCGCGCGCAAGGAACGCGAGGGCAGAAGGGAGAGAGAGGGAGAAGGAAGCGUUCUGCUAUUUUCGAGACGCCGCGAAGUCUUGCCAAAGCGGCGUGCCCUCCCCGGCCCGCGGACGGCGAGAAUCGCGGCCGGAAGGUCGCGGCGGUAAGCCCGCAUUUCCGCCCGAUCGGCCCCGAAAGCCGGGGGAUCGUCGAUCGAUCUCGAUCGCCGAGCGGCGCGAUCGCGGUUCCCCCGGAGUGCGCGCGACACGGUCCAGCGACACGAUAUCCGGGCGCUCGCUACGUAAACCUUUCCGUCAACGGGGGAAGCGGACACCCCCGCGCGAGAUCCUGUGCUCAACGAUAAGGAGAGAAGCUCGGAGUGUUGUGAUAAUCCGCUCAAGUUCUCUUAGGAACGCCUCGCCUCGAGAGUGGUUCUAGUUUAAUCCGAUCGACGGGGUUGGUUUCUGGUCAAUUAAUACACCGCGGCCGGAGCGGAGCCGUCGUUUCAAAUCGUCGCGGGGGACCGCCGGACUGUAACGAAAAAUUGGACGCUCGUUCGCGAUCCCGAGAGAACCCCGACGCGUCGACGUUUCCUGCCGUAACGGGACCCAUCGUCGUCAUCGACGUACCGCAUCUCCGGUGGGUUUUUCCCGGCGUUCGUCGAGUUUCCCCGCUCGCGGCGGAAACCGCGUUCCGACGACAUCUCGCGAUCGCUUUUACGAGCGAGACGCGGCAAUAGCCGGACAACCGACCGGAGGGAUCUGUCGCCCGCGGAUCGACGAUCCGGAUCGCUUUUACGGCACGCCGUUAUCGGCGGUAAAGCGCACACGCACGUCAUAUCAGGCACGCGAGAUAAGAUCGGCGUCGGAGGAGGAGAAGGGAAUUGCGAGGAGCGGAGCCAAUCGCGUCGACAAAUACGAUUCGAUCUCUGGUGUACGGAAGAGGGACUCCACGCUGAUCCCCCCGGUCCUGGCUCUCGUGCGAACGUGAGGGCACCCGAGCGGCGCCUGAAACGAGAAUCGGGUCGCUCGGUGCGCGAUGCGAACGGCGGGGAACGAGUAAAAGUUGGGUUGAAUGAAAACAAGCAGCGGGAGGAAGCGGGAACGGAUGAACGAUCAAUAGCCAUUGAGCACGCACGCAACGUCGUUUCGUCGAUUAUAAAGACGCAGAGAAAGUAAAAAAAGAGAGAGAGAGAGAGAGAGAGAACGCCGAGGAAAAGGGAAAGGCGCAGCUGAUCGACGGCGAUCGAGGGCGGCUCGCGAUCGGCGCGUCGUCGUCGAGAAUGGAGGAUAAAUUUAUCCGCGUCGCGAAGUGGAAUGCGGCAGAAGCGCGGAGGAAGAGUGGCACGAGAGCACCGCGGCACGCCGCAGUCGCAUUUCCGGUUUAAAUUUAACGCGCGCUGAUACGCGCGCUUUCGCAAUUAUAGCCGCCGCCAUGGAGGCCGCCGAAUUUAACUGGAGAGUAUACGAUGUCGGAAGGUGGACGUGCAGUGAUCUGGCACCUAGUAUCAGCCCCUCGUGCUGCACGCCACCCGAAAGAUUCACGUACUAACUGCUAGUCGCACCCGCGCGCGUGUAUGUUGAAACCCCCACCAGUUGCAGGGUGUACUGCACUGUAACCCCAUGACGCAUUUAACACAUGGCCCGCCUGGAGAUACCGAGUAUAGUGGUGUAUAAAGGAAGCAGGUCACAGGACCGACCUGAGAGUCCCACGGUGGUGGUGCGAGGAGGAAUGCCCUCACUGCCGUCCUCCAGGCAAGGCCUCGCCGUAAGUGGCUCCGGUGGUGGUGCACCCCAGGACGCCUCGGAGUCGGAUAUGAUAGACGGGAAUGCCAACCCCAACGUCGGCACCACCCCCGUACCGAACUCGCUCCACCGUCCCACGUCACUCUGCCCGCCGUCCGACAAAUCGGACACUGAAAGCAAGAACUUUCGCAAUCGGACGAACACGAAACUGAAGCUGUUAGUCAGAAGCCAUGCCAUGAGAGAAUCGACGUCCCCACCGCGGGAACCGCACGGCAACGGUCCAUCGUCGCCGCACAGUCCGCAAUCGGCGGACGGCGAGAAGAAGAUCGUGUGCAGCCUCUCGCCCAACUCCACCAACACCAAGCUCAACAACAACGAGUCCAUGUUCAACAGCAAUCUUUGUUCCGCUCAAUCCCCCAAGCAAAUGCGCAACACGGCGACCUCGCCGACCUGUCGGGCACCGUCGCGAAAUGGUCAAUCUAGUCCCUCUCAGGUACCCUCACCAAAGAGCAUCACUUCUCCGACCAAUAGCAAUAAAUUGGAGAACCAUCGCUCCAAAUUCGCUAGCGCGAAUAUCAUUCAAAAAUGCAAUAACUGUGUGAAGAACAAUCAAAAUGAACGGCCAGGUCUACUGCAGACUCCGAUAUCACCCACCAGAUCCGGUCAAGCGUUGCAGCAUUCGCCAAAGAGCACCAAUCUUGCUCCGUGCGGCCAGAAUAAUCAGCACAAAUCCGAGCAACGAAGGCCGAACACGUUGAACAUCUGCAACAAUCAGUGCUCGGCACAAUGCGGCAACACGCUCUCGGUGAGGCCCGGAUCUAGGCACAAGCUGAGACACCAGAACUCGUCCCAGGGCAGUUACGACAGCGCGUCGCCAUGCCUCUCGCGCGACAGUAGCACUGAACUGUACACGGACAGCACCGGGAUAGAUCUCGAGCAGUUCAUUGCGGAGACUAUAAAUCGCAAUCAGAAGGAUCGCACAGUGUUACUGAAGAUCGAGAAGGAUUUAAUCGAGUUCGCGAAGGACCGACAGAAGGUCUCACACAAGUUCCCGAACAUGUCGUCGUACAACAGGAUGCUGGUGCAUCGGGUGGCAGCUUACUUCGGAAUGGAGCACAACGUGGACCAGUCGGGUCUGAGCGUCAUCGUCACGCGGACGAAGAACAUGCGGAUACCGGACACUCGCUUCAAGGAGCACAUCAGAGAUGACUUGAUUCUAUCGGAAGAGCCGCGAAGAAGCAUCCUGAAACGGGACUCGAGCUCGUUCGAGGAUAGCUUCAACUUCAAAUCACCCGACAGACUGUCGGGCGACUGCUGCCGGCGCAGCAAGAGCUUCGAAGAGCGGGAGGAGGAGUACGAGCGCGCGAGACGGAGGAUAUUCAAGGACAGCAGCGGCGAGGGCAGCGAAGUCGCGUCCUGGCCGUGGUCCUCGACGGAGAGUUCGGAUGCCUCGGCAAGAUUUCGCUUGCUACACCCGGAUCACCUAGUCAGGUCAAAUCGACUACUGAAGGGCGAAUCCUUCGACGGAAGGGAUUCGUUCCGCAGCGCGGUGUUGCGCCCGUCCGUUUCUAAGUCAUACAGUUUCGGUGGCUACACCAAAGGCAUGCUGACGAGGGGGGACAGUGUCACGUCUACGCAUAGCGCGGGACCUCGCCUCAUGAAGCAAGAUUCAGGGGCGAGUAUGUGUUCACGCCUGAGCCCGAGCCGCUCGAGCAGUGGCUACAAAUCGCAGAGUCAGCGCAGCGACGCGACGAUAUCCCCAUCUCCGUCACCCUCCCCCGUGCCGGCCGCCAUGACGUGCAGCCACACUCAAGUAUCUAGUCAGGAUUUAGUCUCGCCGGAGACGGGCGGCGACCAGACAGUCAUGUGGGCAGUCACCAGUUUAUCCAGCGUGCCGCCCGGCAGCAUAAUAAUAAACCCGCAGACCAAUCAGCCAUAUACAAACUCGGACGGCACGAUUUAUCGCUACGACCCGGACAAUCGGCCAAAAUUCUUCGCGAUGGAAAACGAGAAUAGCACGGCGCUGUCCACUAACAAGCAGCAGCAACAGCAGCAGCAGCAACAACAACAACAGCAGCAGCAGCAGCAGCAGCAACAACAACAACAACACCACCACCACCACCACCAUACAGAAUUGCUUCCUGAGCCGUCCAGAACGACGAACGGUAACUUCAAGAACGAUGGCAGGAAGCAGAGGUCGUCGCAAUCGAGGAUCAACGUCACAACGGCGACUUCCGGGACCCAAGUAACGAACACGGCGACAUCGCCGAGUCUGCCGUUCACUCCGCCGCCGCCGCCGCCACCUCCACCUCCUCCCAUUUCUGCUCCGCAAAAUCCACCCGUUCAUCAACAACAAGCGCAACAACAGCAGCAGCAACAACAACAACAACAACAACAAGCUCAGCCACAGCAACAGACGCAGCCGCAGCAGCAAAGUCUAGUCAAAUCGUCAACGACACUACCGAUAUUUAGUCAUACUAACCAAACAGCUCAACAGCCGUACGCGACCUAUGUACCUACCUCAGAACCGUAUAAUCAGGGUGUCUAUCCGCCUCCCAUGGGGCAAUCAACUGUGAUGAUGGCGCCUCAUCCGACUCAGGGUCAAAUGAGCAUGCAAAAUGGCGGCCAGGGGGACGUCUUCAACCAGAAUCAGGUCUACACGAAUUACGCGGUACCUGUGCAUCAAGGACCAAUACCACAGUCAGGGGAUAUGGCCGAGUUGUCCGGAUACUUCUUGGGGAUGAACAUUUACGAUCAGCGUGGUAGUGGAGACAGUCACCCGACGCCUCCGCACUCCGCGUAUCCACCGCCGCCGCCCUCCGCAAACCAGACCGUGCAGAACGUGCAGUCGUUACAACCGAAUUAUUGGCAACCGCCGCCGCCGAAUCAAAUACCGCCCCAGCAGACUAUGUACUUCGUGCCUCCGCCCGGAACGACAAUCUCCGUCGGCCAGAAUCCGGGGGACAGGCAGCAGCUGCACCAGCAGCAGAGGUUCCCAACGAAUUAUUCGUUUAACGCGCAAACGAUGACACCUCCGAGCCAAGCAAGUUCUAAUUACGUCGGCAGUUAUCCGGUACCUUACAAUUCAGUGCCGGCAGUAACUCCGACGCCUGGCGACUAUACGUAUCAACCUCCGGUCCAAAUGGUUCCUACGUACUACCCGCCGGGACAGCCAGCGAUGCAGCCGCCGCCUGUGAUGUACAGAGUACCCACGCCACCGAACACGCCGACGUCUAGUCAGAUACCUGGUAUGCCGUUGAUGUACGUCAACUCGAGCAGCUACGCAUCUCCGGCAAUGGUGACCGGUGGAACGUUCGGACACCAGGUCACUCACAACGGCACGUCUCCGGCGCCACCUAGCGCAUACAUGGCACCCACGCUGGUUCCCAAUCUUGUCUUCAGGCAAAAUGUUCCUGUCGUUCCCAGCGUGCGGGCGACCACGCCAGGUAACUCCCAAAGAACCAGUCGGUCUCCAACUCCGGCGCACGAGCUCUUCGGAGGUGGGAGCGGAGACCGAAGCGCACAAUCUCAACCACGUUACCCACUGCCAAUGUAUCAGGGUGUCCAUAUCGUGCAAGGGGACAUGAGAUUGAUGCAUCCAGGCGUACCAUCCAACCCCCGGUUGCAGUAUGCACCAAUAUCAUCACCGCCUGUUGUUCAAGGCUGCCCGCGGCCGUACAGACCGCCUUCGUCUAACACCUCGGGGGCCGGCACGCCGACUUCCUUUGACGGCAGAAAUCAGAAAAUUCGUAAACAGAGGUCCAAAGUAACAUCUUUGCCACCGAGCGGCGCACGACCCAAUUUCUAUCAACCACCUUCCAUGUCAUCGCUCUCAUCAAAUGUACCGAAAGACAUCAGAGAAGGAACGGUGAAGGUGACCAUUAACCGUCGGAAUCAGGUACAAACAGGAUUUUAAGCAAAUGGAUCGGCAGGAUAACAUCGCUGAUAGUGCGAGUCACAAUCUCGAUUAUGAACAGCAAUCGAGAUUGGCAGCUUAUUUUACUGUUCAGAGAGAGAGGCUCGUAUUCUUAACACGUCAUGUUAAUUAUUACCCUGAAUACCUAUUUAAAGAGAAGCAAGAGAGACGUUAUUAGAAGAAUACACGCGUGCACGUACAUCUCGAGUGAAGAGAAGACUAAAUAUACUGUUACGCGAAUUGUCUUUUUUUUAGGGGACGGGGGACGACGCAAAAGAUGAAAUUUAACCCUUACUCGAAAGACUUUCAAUCGCACUGAAUUCACAGUACAACUGAAUUACCAUGACAAUGCAAAAGCGCGAGACGAGGGGGAAAAAAAGGACAAAACCGUGAUCACAAAUAUGUGACGUAAGAAACGAACGAAUCAGUGGUGUACCGAAUAGAGUUACUGGACAAAAUUUUAAUUACUAUUACAAUAUUAUUGUACGUGUGUGUGUAUGUAUGUAUAUACAUACGUAUAUAUACAUAUAUAUAUGUAUAUAUAUAAAAUACUUGAAGAUAUUUUAACUGCGGUUUUACAGAUACUAUGAAUGUGAGAUUUACUUUUAAGGAGCUUAUUAUUAAGGUCAAAGAAACACGAAUUUCCCGAGGUGGUCGCCACGGUGAUUUUCGACCGCCGCGAGAACGCGUAUAAUAAUUAAACUAAUUAUACAGGGGAAAAACGAAAAAAAAAGAGUACAGUUUACUGAGUACGUUUACAAGACGCGCGAAUCUUUCGGCUUAGCGUUAGUGGCGAUCCAAAAAGAAUGUUUCCAUUGUCUAUCUUAUCCGCUAAUUUUGAUACACUCGCUGCCAUCGCAUCGGUCAACGAAUGUUGCGUUAACGUCGCUGCCCAUUCUGAGUCCAUUUUUUGAACGAGUUGUCUGCUACCUCAGUGUAAUAUCUAUGAAAAUUCUAAAAGUUGGCCGCGCGUUGACGAUGCCAGCCCUUACGCUUUCCUCUAACACGUAUUUAUUGUACGUGAACAAUGAGAACCUCUUACACUCUUCGCAAAACGUUUACAUAUAAUUUCUACAAGCGUAUACUCUCUUUCUCUCUUUCUUGUAUCUUGGAAGUUUCUAUUGUGUUUUAUGAAAUACUAUAUAUCGACUUUGCAAGAGAAAAUUAUAAUCUGGAAAGAUAAAAAAAUUAACAUUUUACACUUUCACGACAUUCUGCGAUAUUCAACUAGAUAUAUCUCUAAUCAAUCAUAAUCCUCGAUUAUACCCGGUGAAUGUCAUAAGUAAAUAUGUAAACGUAUUCAGUACAUAAUCUUUAUGUCUAGUUUCAAACAGUAGUUAAGUAGCGUGAAGCCAUCACAGCCUGAAAAUUCACCGUUUGCGCUUUGUACUUGCGGAGAAAGAGAUGUCCGAAAUUACCUUAUUCUUAUUUUUUGCGAUAAUUUUCUGCGUUUAACACGGAUCACUGUCGGCGAUUUCGUUCGUUUGUAAUCACUUUUAAGUCUCGAAAGUGCGGAAUAAGUUAAAUUUGUCUUUUGUAUUACUAUGAUUCGUCUUCCAGUAUGCGAGCACGCUUUAUGAAUUUCGUGGAAAAAUUUCUUAUAUUGGCAUGCGCGUGCGCGGGUGUGUCCACAUGUGUGUGUGCGUGUGCGUGUGUGCGUGUGCGUGUGCGCGCGUGCUUAUGUAUGUAGAUGUACAUAAAAUACACCUGUCGCAUAUAUAUUUUAUAUGUGUAUAUAAUCAUAUAAAUAUAUACAUAUUUAUUUAUAUUAUACUAGAAAUCAUAUAUUUAUUAAAUAUUAUACUAGAAAAUACCAACGCGCUUUGCGCGCGCCAUUUAUUCCUAGCAUUAUAUAUCUUUAUCGGCAACAACUUGCUAAGUUCUCUUAAAAACAACCUGUCUGAUAUCUCUUAGACAGCUGCCAACUUCAAUCGCGCCUUGCUUUUAUUAUAUAUUAUAUAUUAAAUACAUCAUAAGUAAAUAUUAUAUAUAAUUAUAUACACAUUGAUUCUAUAUAUAUUAUAUUAUGCAUAACACAAGCAUCGUGAUAUAUAGUAUUAUGUUAUUUAUAUCACAAGCCUCAGGUGCAUUUAUGUACACAUACGUACACAUAUAUAUACAGAUAUAUAUCACACGACAGAUGUUAUUUUUCUCGCACACACUCGUUCCAACGAAAUAGAGACAUACGCGAUAUAUAUAUGUAUAUGUACAUGCGAUACAUAUGUACUACACCGGUAGGGGUGAUGGUGACACGCGGUCGCGGUAAUUAAUAACGUCUCCGUCUGUGAAAACUAGGCGGAUCGGCGCGGGCAGGUCUCGCGCGACUAGACUAUUAAUCGCGCGAUAUAUCGUUUUACUUUUAAAAAACGCGAAUUGACCCGUGCUCUCGCAAAACCAAAAAAAAAAAAAAAAGAUUAGCAAGUAGAGUAGUUGCCAGAAAAGAAAAGAUUAGUAAUCGACCGUUACCUCGUAGCGUAGAUCGCGAUCGCAAGGGUUGCCCGCGUCGCUUCGCGACACACAAAAAAACCAAGUGGAAUCCAUCCAGAAGCUUCGCUUACGAUGAUUGUACUUCAGAAACGUAGGUGAAGGUGCGCCUAUCUUUUUACGACGGUUCAAAUAAGAGAGGAGUAGCAUCCGGUGAAACACGCGAACCCUACGUCCGUUUAACCGUUAACGCGAAACGCGACCACAACGUUUUCCUCAUGAGGAAGCGCGACAAAAGUUCUAAUCCCGUUGUAAGCCAAGAGGAAAGAGAGAAAAAGACCAGAGACUCGAGCGGGUGUAGAAAAGCGGAAAAGAUGUAGAUACCAAGAUACACUUCGAUUCGUAAAGACAUGGGCGCACAACCAUAGUAUUUAACUGUACCUAAUGUCGUCGUAGUGAGUUAAAGAAAAAAAAAGAAGCAUAAUUGUACCUAUUAAGCAGAAAAGGCAGUUCACGCAUCUCUUUAAGAUAAAAACGACGGUAGGAGUGAAGGAGAGACAACGGUGGAGGAACUCAUCGGCCGUCGAACGCGAGAUCGCCAUCGAGGAUCGUCCGACACCUCGCGGCGCACCGUAUAUAUAUUUCGGAAGGCGUUCAAAAUCAUGUGAUCUAUUAAGUGUCUCUGCGCGCGAAGGACCGAAAAGGAGCAUGGGCGAGAGAAGAAAACGAAAGGAGAAAUCGUAUCAGGGUGAUGUCGUGCGGGACGUUUACAUUCGUCGAGGCUGCCGCUUCUCUCCUUUCCGAUAGAGCUCGGCGAACCAAAAGUCACGUAAAACUCGAGCGAAUAAUGCCGUGUUUACUCGUCUUCUCGUUUCGUUUAUUAACGCUUUACAGCGCGAAUGUAUUUCGACACAUCUGUGCGCGCUCGAUCGUCCGCACAAAAUUCCUUAAAUCCCCAUGGAAUUUAGAGAAUUUCUUACGUUAGAUCGUUGUAUUUACAUUUAAAUGUAUUUCACGCUGGAUGUGAAAGAGAGACUUUACAAAUUUGUCCGUUCGCACUGACGACGUGUGUUGUUCUCAGUGAACAUCCACCUCGGAUUCCCAUCUGAAAAGAGGGAUCGAUCGCGCGUACAGCAGGUGUGACGAACUUCUCAUCACCAUCGCUCACGAGUGACUUUUGUAAUUUUCCCUUCGUGCAUUCUAGAGAUUCAACGAAGAGACGGGAAGGAACACGACACAGGCAGUUCCAAAGGGACUCGGUCACCUCCCAAUCGCACCGAUUACGAACAAUUCUUAAAGAGAACGGGUGAUAUAAGCUUGCGAGACCUCACACAUUCGUUUCCUACUAUUUUUGUAAUGCGACGUAUGAUUGACAACGGCGAGCAAUAAAUCGGUGGAAGACAGGAUAGGAAGAGAGUAGAAGGAGCAUCGCGAUCUAUAAAAAAAAAAGAAUUGGAUAAAGUACGAAGUGGGUUUACACGCGAGUUUGCAACAUCGAUUGUCGCGCAAGAGAAUGUCAUCUCUAUCUCUCUCUCUUUCUCUCCCUGACCGUUGGAUAGAGUCCUUCCGUUGAUUUGAGCGUCCCUUUAAUGAUAACUGAAUCGUUGUUCUGCGCAUAACGGUCGCGAAAAAAUUGUUCGUUUCCUCAUUUGUUGUAUAAUACCGUUGAGACGCGACGGAGCGCGUUGCUUGCGGAGAAGCAGCGAGAGACACCGGCGCGCAGCUCCGCGUUCUCGCUACUUCUCGAUAAGAACGCGGGACACGUGUGUCAGAACGACGUGAGGAGUUAUCUUAACGUGUUACAGGAAGUGACGUAUUUUGCCGCUAAGCCGUUAUCUUUUUACCACGGUUGCUUAAGUUUAGACCGCAGAGCGAGCGAGAACCACGGUGAACACGACACUUGACAAGGCCGGUCGUGUCGUCAGGUCGAUUAGCGUCCCCGCGAACGGAUCGGCGAGCGAAUCCCUCAUGUUCAAUUACAACUGGAAUGCAGAUAAGACUGGCCGGUAGAGCAAACCAGUAUUUUAAAAUGCUUCUCACUCGAAUGGUUCUACCGUUGGGAUUGAAAAAUUGCGGGACAGCGAUAAGACCCAGCAAAUAGUUACAUAAUAUAUGUAUUAUAAUUUCCCAUUCAAUAAUGUAACUGCUACGUACAACAUAUAUUAUGUCACAUUAACAUCGUUGAAUGGGAAAUAAUAAACACUGAUGUUACGUGACUGUUGGUGCCUACUGGGAAAAGGAUUUUCACAAUUGCAAAAUUGUAAAUGUUAACGUUUAUUUAAUCGGUUUCCCGUGUCGGGCAACCUGGCAGCUUCAGCCGCGGUACAGAUGCGGGGGACGGAGAAUUGAGCCGGUCGCGCCCGGCCCUAAACGACCUGGCCGAUGAGAGAGACCGGUCCUGAAAGUUGCUCGGAUAACACGGACAAGUUGCGAGUGCGUACCGAUAUAUACAUAUAUAUUUUUUGCGCAUCGUGGCGGUAUCGGUAUCGUAAGGAUAAAUCACAGUGGCUGUGCCUCCGCGCUUAUAGGCAACGUACCUCACCGUGAUCGCGUUCUCUCCCGUUUUGCCGCAAUCCUGCUGACGACGAAGAGCCGAUGACUCGCGCCACUCGCCACUUCUCCGGAUGUCGGUCGUCGGGCAUGCAUAACACAUGCGUACAAGUAUUCAGGAAGAGAUAUAAAUAUAUAAUUUAUAUUUAUUACAAAGUAGGAUCUCCUGUGAAAGAAAAAUGAUAUUUCGGAUAUGUCCAUCGAUUUUUUUCGGCUGCAUGGGGAGAGCUACACCGCGUUGAGCUACGUGUAAUCUUAAUUAAGAGGAUGGAUAAGGAGAAGUCGAGACAGGAAGGGUAGUGUUGGCGGAGGAGCGAAAGGACCUGAAUUAUCUGUGUAUAAAUAUAAUCUAAGGUAACGAGAGGGCAACGAGAGAGAGAGAGAGACGGGCAAGGCGAAGCAAUUGACAAUUCUGUGGCGUUAAUAAAAGAGCUAUAUUAUACUCA